GUUCUGAUUUCGCUUUCGAGAACACAGGAUGAGAAAGGCGAUAUUACUGGUGAUUAUGGAAGUAGUGUUCAUGGGUGAAAGCUUUGCAGGACACAAAAAGGAUGAUGACUUGCAAGGAACGCAGAGUGAUAAGGUUUUUUAUCAAUACAUAGACCCUGUUUUGAAAUAUUCUCACAUUUCUACGGACCAACAAGAUGAUCGUGUUUACAAAACGUACUCACCUCCACAUCUUCCAUUGAUGCCACAAACUUCAACAGUGGACCUGCAACACUUGGUCGAUAAGAACCCUCUUGCUGCUUCACUUCUCUUGAGCUCCAUGCUCCACUUACCUUCCAUGUAUGCACUAGCCAAUCAUCCAGAGUUGCUCCCAAUCAACCCUUAUAUAGCUCUUCUGCUGUCUCAAUAUGGAAGAUAUCUACCCCAACACGGGGCCAGCAAAGGAUUAUAUGGAUACCAGGCAGCCAAUAAUUACCACAACAACAAACCGUUCGGGUCAUAUAAAAUCUAUGACGACAGCGAGUGAAUAUGAUGAAGACAUUGGAAUAGGGAUGUUGUGACUCAGUGGGAAUCAUGUGAGUCUUCAUGAAAUGGAGAUUUUUGUUUGUACUUAUUUUUUUACUUUUGUAAUAUAAAUAUUCUAUCUGUCAUUUUCAUUAUGAGUGACUUUGUUUGGAUAAUUUUGUAUAAAAUUAAUUUUUUUCAUAA
Molecule: messenger RNA, 705 nt
Organism: Leptinotarsa decemlineata (Colorado potato beetle)
Lineage: Eukaryota; Metazoa; Arthropoda; Insecta; Coleoptera; Chrysomelidae
Source: RefSeq, a predicted model, not a curated record